Molecule: messenger RNA, 895 nt
Organism: Fusarium redolens
Lineage: Eukaryota; Fungi; Ascomycota; Sordariomycetes; Hypocreales; Nectriaceae
Exons: 1
Coding region: 95-853 (252 amino acids)
Source: RefSeq, a predicted model, not a curated record
CUGCAGAUUGCUUGGCUAAACAUCAUCAUCAAUCAUACUACUUACAAAAACUCAGUAAUCCGACAUUGAGAUCUCGCUUCACACAAAACUUACAAUGAUAACUACAAAGAUGCAUCUGCUAAUCCUCCUCCCCAUGCUCCUCCUCGCAGUCGCCCUCCCUCAACCUCCCCCAAAAUACAUCGGCUGCAUCUCUCAAUCCUCAACCUUCUCAGCAACAACCCUCCCCACUCCUUUCACAACUCAUCAGUGCCUUCAAGCCUGUGCCGCCAAAGGAAGCCUCGUCGCCAUUGGCAGCGGAACAUGCUACUGCGAUAACGGCAGUGCAUCUGCAUCUUUCGAACUCGUUGAUGAGACUCGUUGCACUGAGCUCUGUGUCCCUGGCGAUGACACCAGCGGCAAGUGUGGAGGACAGGAUGUGCUGAGUUUAUAUCAGAUCGAUGGCUGUGAUGGUGGUUGUGCGAAGAAUGGAACUAUUCCGCCUGUGGUGCAGACGCCUUGUACGCUUUGUGGACAGGCGACGCUUGUUCCUACUCCUACAGCAGUUCAGAGAAAAGCUGGAAGUCCUUGUCCUUUUGAAGGAUGUAAAGCUGCGCCGGCUCCUAUUGCGACUCCUGCUGGAAACUCAACGGCCAAGAUUUGCCCACCUGGGGGAUGUAAUUCCAACGGGCAAGGAGGUGGCCAGAGUGGUAGUGGAGGAGCUGGUGGCCAAGGUGGAACGACAGGCACGCAAAAUGGAUCUGGUGGUGAAGGGUCCAAGGCGGCACCAGGGCUUGCGAAUGAGAGCCCCAGGUUGUAUUCGCCAAGUAUACUGUCAGCUAUCGCAGCCGUGAUCUUUGGGCUGCGGUUUCUAUGAGAAACAGGGAGAGAAAGGGAACUGGCUGGCACGAGGGAAAAG